Messenger RNA from Lacerta agilis (Sand lizard), 4428 nucleotides. It is a transcript of the gene RSF1, whose product is annotated as remodeling and spacing factor 1. The transcript has 16 exons. The record is from RefSeq and is a predicted model, not a curated record. Gene Ontology annotation, cellular component: RSF complex. Gene Ontology annotation, biological process: regulation of DNA-templated transcription. Bases 10 to 4263 code for a protein of 1417 amino acids. Lineage: Eukaryota; Metazoa; Chordata; Lepidosauria; Squamata; Lacertidae.
GGUUCCAAGAUGGCGGCGGCGGCGGCGGCUCCCCCAUCCCCUCCUCCGCCUCCUCCUCCCCCUGCCGCCGCGCCGACGGAGGGCCCGUCCUGCCCCGGCUCGUGGCCCAACUUCGCCGUCGUGUGCUCCUUCCUGGAGAGAUACGGCGCCCUCCUCGACCUGCCCGAACUGCCCUUCCCGGAGCUGGAGCGGGUCCUGCAGGCGCCGCAGGAGCCCGGCGAGCAGGUUCCCAGAGAGCUGGUAGAACUUCAUCUGAAACUGAUGAGGAAGAUUGGAAAAUCUGUCACAGCAGACCGCUGGGAAAAAUACUUGAUCAGGAUGUGUCAAGAAUUCAACAGCACUUGGGCAUGGGAAAUGGAGAAAAAAGGAUACUUUGAAAUGAGCAUGGAAUGCAAGUUGGGAAUAUUGAAGUACCUUUGUGAGUGCCAGUUUGAUGACAAUCUAAAAUUUAAGAACAUCAUUAAUGAGGAAGAUGCAGAUGCUAUGCGCCUUCAGCCGAUUGGCAGAGACAAAGAUGGGCUGACCUACUGGUACCAGCUGGAUCAAGAUCAUAAUGUCAGGGUGUAUGUUGAAGAGCAAGAUGAUCAGGAUGGGUCUUCGUGGAAGUGCAUUGUCAGAAGCCGAAAUGAGCUGGCUGAAACUCUUGAACUCCUCAAAGCACAAAUUGAUCCUGAACUAUUAAAAAAACAGCAACAGGAUAAUUCGUCACGGGAGAGCCCUAGUAUUGAAGGUGAAGAGGCCAAAAAGGGCGAAGAAACGUCAGCCCAAGAAAGUGACUUGAAGGUCAAAGAAGAAAAAGAAGAGAUAAAAGAGGAGCCGUCAAAGCAGUUGGAAAGCCUUCUACCUCCAGCAGUUUCGGAAGAGGAAAACAAGAUAAAAUUGGAAAAAGUGCAAGAGAGGGAAAUCAUAAAGCUUCCAGUUAUAGUGAAGUUAGAUAAACCUUUGGAAAACAAUGGGGAAAUGCAGAUUACCAAAGAAGAAAGGGACUCUUUUAAAGAAAACGUUAAGCCUGUUAAAGCGGAGGUGAAGGAAAAUAAGCUAGAGCCAAAAGACUUGAAAGAUGUAAAUAGCAAUGCAGAAGCAACUGUUCACGAGCCCGAGAGGAUAGAGUUCUGCGUCAAUGUCAAAGCUCCCCAGGAAGUGGUGGAGCGAAGUGUGGAAGAAAGCGAGAAACUAAAAAACGACCAGCAGGCAAAGAUUCCACUGAAAAAGCGAGAGAUUAAGCUGACUGAUGAUUAUGACAGCCCGUUAAAAGGACCCUUGCGAAAAUGUAUCACCCCAACGAAGGAUGUUUUGAAGGAGGAAGGGAAACAAGAGGAAGAGACAUUUAAGAGAGUCCCUACAAUUACCGAUGGGAAAUUUCUUGUAAAUGGGGAGGUUAGUAGUGAGAAAAUCAUGCCAAAUAACAAGUUGGAACGUCUCCCAGGCACAGACACGUCCAGCCUGCCUAAGGAGAAAAAUGGUGUAAGCGGCGAGAAAAUACUAGAGACUGUUAGCACAAUAGUAAGAACAGCUGAUGUCGAAAGAAAUAUUUUGCAUACAGGGAAGGAGGUAGCUAGUGUGAUAGCUGAGGUUCCUUUUCAGAAAGUGCCUUUAAAGGAGGAGACCAGCCCGAAAGGAAAAGAAAACCUGCUUGACAGUAAGACUUCAGAGUCUGUAGUAGAAGCACCUUCAAAAAUGGAUGAUUGUCUCAAGAAGUCAGUGGAACCUGUGAAAGCAAAAGACGACCUGGCACCUCCCAAGGAAUGUCCAGAUAAAUCUUUAACUGCAUCUUCCCCAAAGGAGCAGGUUACUCCAGCAGUUGAAGAGGGUCUGAAAAAUAAGGGUCAACCUGGGGAGAAGCCAGAGUUGCUAAGAGCAACUGUGACUACACCGCCUGCUCCAGCCCUUCCCUCAGACAAAUCGGUUGCUGAGAAGGAGGAAUCUAAAAGCACACUUCCUGAUAAAUGCAAAGUACAGGCAGGACAGGAUUCUAAGCCACAGAAGGACUCUGAAGUUGAAGGGAAAGAAACGCCCAAAUUAGGCAAUGCCCAAAGUUCUGUCGAGGAACCUCCUGAGGCUAAAAAAGAGCCUGUGAAAAGCAAGUGCAAAUACAAGCUGAUUUCUGAAGACGAAAGUUCUCUAGCGGAGAAUAGGGAAAUCACCUCUGAGAGGCAGAAAGAUGGGAUCAAGCUCACAAUCAGGAUCUCGAGUAGAAAGAAAACCGACCCUCCUCCCAAGACUCAGAAUGCAGCCGCUGAAAAGGAGGAGGCGGCGGCUGUUGGUGUUGGUCGCAUUUUAAGGAGGUCUCCCCGGAUAUCCAAGCCCACUCCCAAAAUAGCGGAGACCCGAGAUCAGAAGCCCGAGAAAAAACCGAGUGAGGAGGAGGACGAAAAACCAGCUGCGGUGCAAAAGCCGGAGAAGAAAGAGGGCUCAAAAAAGCAAGAGAAGGAAAUAAAUUCUAAGGCUAGCAAGGCAUCACAGCGAAGCAAAGUUCGGUGGGCUGGUACUCGAACUCGCGGCAGGUGGAGAUAUUCGAGCAAUGAUGAGAGCGAUGAUUCAGAGAGUGAAGAAGACUCUGAGGAUCAGGCGGAAGAGGGGGAGGAAGAGGAAGAACCUGCGCCCGCUGAUGACGAUGAGCCGUGCAAGAAGUGCGGCCUGCCCAAUCACCCAGAGCUAAUUCUCUUGUGCGACUCUUGUGACAGCGGCUACCAUACGGCCUGCCUUCGACCCCCACUGAUGAUCAUUCCUGAUGGAGAAUGGUUCUGCCCACCUUGCCAACACAAAUUGCUCUGCGAGAAGUUGGAAGAACAACUGCAGGACCUGGAUGUUGUCCUGAAAAAGAAAGAGCGUGCUGAACGAAGGAAAGAGCGCCUUGUGUAUGUGGGCAUUAGUAUUGAGAAUAUCAUUCCUCCACGAGAGCCUGAAAUACCUGAAGUUGUCGAUGAAAAGAAGAAAGAUUCCAAAAAAUCAAAGGCAAAGCUGCUUGAAAGGAGGUCGACUAGGCAACGGAAGUGCAUCAGCUAUAGGUUUGAUGAGUUUGACGAAGCCAUUGACGAAGCCAUAGAGGAUGACAUAAAGGAUGCUGAUGGAGGAGGUGGUGGAAAAGGGAAAGACAUGUCUAACAUCACGGGGCAUCGUGGCAAGGAUAUUUCCACCAUCCUGGAGGAAGAAAGGAAGGAAACCAAGCGACCUCCGAGGGCUGUUGCAGUUCGCCGGAAGAAACGGCGGCGACUGAACGACCUGGACAGUGACAGCAACCUGGAUGAAGAAGAAAGUGAGGAUGAGUUCAGAAUCAGUGACGGAUCUCAGGAUGAAUUCGUUGUCUCGGACGAGAACUUAGACGAAAGCGAAGAGGAUCAGCCAUCGAAUGACAGCGAUGUGGGGUUUUCGAAGCGCAGGCCCAGGCGGCACCACUCCAGGCCGAUGAGGCAAAGCAGGCGGCUACGGAGAAAAACAGCCAAGAAAAGAUACUCUGAAGAUGACGAAGACGAGGAAUCUGAGGAUAACGUAAGCGGCGAAUCUGAAACAGACGCUUCUUCAGAAUACAGCGAUGAAGACUACCUGGAAACGAGGCGGAGAAGAUCUCGGCGCAAUCAGAAGAGGCAAGUCAACUACAAAGAGGAUUCUGAAAGUGAUGGCUCUCAGAAGACCUUCCGAUACGGGAAAGAGCUCAGAAGGAUCCACAAGCGCAGGCUGUCCAGCUCAGACAGUGAAGAGAGCUACGUGUCUAAGAACUCCGAAGACGAUAAACCCACCCAGGUGUCAAAGAGAUCCAUUCGGAAGCGCAGCCACAGCACGGACGAGUCCUCGGAUGACGAGGACGGGGACAAGGAGGAGCGGCCCGUCCGGAAGCGGCUGAAUCGCAUCGAGACAGACGACGACGAUGACAACUGCAGCAGCGCCAGCGACGGGGCAAGCAAGCCCGUGCCUGCCACCAGGCCUUCGGCAAUCCACGGCCCGCAAGACGUCACCAAGAAGCCCUACCGGAUAGAAAGCGACGAUGAGGAUGACUUUGAUAACGUCGCGAAGGUCGAAAGCCCGUUGGACUACAGCCUGGUGGACUUGCCGUCCACCAACGGACAGAGUCCUGGGAAAACCAUUGAGAACUUGAUUGGCAAGCCCAGCGAGAAGGCUCCCGCCCCCAAGGACAGCACAGCCAAUGCCAGCUUGGCACCCAACGGGACAAGUGGCCAGGAGGCAGGAGGACCAGAAGAAGACGAGGACGAACUUUUGCGAGUGACUGACCUUGUUGAUUACGUCUGUAACAGUGAACAGUUAUAAGACUUCCAUUUUUGUGCUAAUUUAUUCCACGGUAGCUCAUACCAGUGGGCCAGUUAUUAAAAGGUGUUUUAUUUUUCCUAGAAAACUCUCCACUACAGUAUCACUUUUUAGCAGUCAGAAAUUUCACCAGUCCUGCAGUUCGGGGUUAUUUUUUCUCUCUCCCCC